Messenger RNA from Staurois parvus, 438 nucleotides. Lineage: Eukaryota; Metazoa; Chordata; Amphibia; Anura; Ranidae. The record is from the annotation of a GenBank genome assembly.
GCUCGACAGCGGGCACCGCGUCAUCUGGCAAGGCAGUGGGCUCCGAGUCAACAGGCACGACAGUGCACUGGGCACCGGGGCAUCAGCGGGUACCGGAUUGUCUGGCUCGACAGCGGGCAUCGGGUCACCAGGCAUCAUGACAGCGGGCACUGGGUCACCAGGCAUCAGGUCAUUUGGCUCAAGGUCAGCGGGCACCGCGUCAUCUGGCAAGGCAGUGGGCACCGGGUCACCAGGCAUUGGAUCGUCUGGCUCGACAGCGGGCAUCGGGUCACCAGGCAUCAGGUCAUUUGGCUUGCCAGCGGGCACCGCGUCAUCUGGCAAGGCAGUGGGCACCGGGUCACCAGAUAUGACAGCGCGGCUCUGAGUCAAUUGGCACGACAGCGGGCACUGGAUCAGGUACCGGAUCAUCUGGAUCAACAGCGGGCAUCGAGUCAACUG